GACGCCUCGGAGGCGCCAACCAAGAUGGCGGCAGCUGUGGCGGCCGGAGGAGCCGGAGGCGGCGGCGUCCGGGGCAGCCUCUCCAUGGCCCCCCUCGCGGCUGCUGCCUCCACGCCGCUGGCGCCGCCCUCGGAGCGCUUCUCGCUGGUGGUGGUCUUCGGCGCCGGGGGCGGCCGGCCGGGGCUGCGCAGGGCGGUGCUGGCGGCCGUCAGAGCGGGGAUCCGUUCUUGGGAUAUCGACCUGACCACCUGCAACCUUGAUCAGCAGCUCAAGCUCUUCGUCUCCCGCCACUCUGCAACUUUUUCAGAUAUAGUGAAAGGUCAGCGUGCCCUCCACCAUCGUGGCGAUGUGCUGGAAACCUUAGUGUUGCUGAACCCUUCAGACAAAUCCAUCUGUGAUGAGCUCCGUAACCUGAUCACCGACCCUUCGCGCCACAAGCUGCUGAUCUUUGCCGGGCCCUGCAUUGAGGAGACGGGGGAGCUGGUGCUGCAGAUGGGCUCCUUCUCCUUGCGAGACUUCAUCCAGGUCUUUGCAGACAAAGAGGUUGGGGAGCUGCUCAGCUCAGCCGACCCCUCUGCCAAAGCCAGCUUGACCGUGAUCUGCCCAGACUUUGGGGAAUGGAAAGACCCCCGCCUCAGCCAGCACAACCUCUUGGACUUCAUAGACCUGCACUUCAACCCCAGCUGUGUGCUGCCCCAGAUGGAGGGGCUGCAGGAGUUCAUGGAGUACCUUUCGGAGUCCCUGGAGCCCCUGUCCCCCUUUGACCUCCUGGAGCCCCCUAGCACAGUUGGCUUCCUGAAGCUCUCCAAGCCCUGCUGCUAUAUCUUUCCUGGGGGGCGAGGCGACUCGGCCUUCUUCGCAGUCAACGGCUUCAACCUCCUGGUGAACGGGGGAUCCAACCCUCGGUCCUCCUUCUGGAAACUGGUGCGUCACCUGGACCGUAUCGAUUCCAUCUUGGUGACCCACGUGGGGACCGACAGUCUGCCUGGAGUGAACAGCCUGCUUCAGCGGAAGCUGGCCGAAACGGAGGAGGACCCUUCCUCCCAGAGCUCCCAGGUGGAUGACUGGGUGAAGAACCUCAUCUCGCCAGAGCUGGGGGUGGUCUUCCUCAACGCCUCGGAGAAGCUGAAAGACAUCGAAGGGGAUUCCGGCGUCUUGAAGAGCUGCGACGAGGCCAGCCUGACUCUGCAGUACCUGCACAAACUGGGCAUUCGGCCCAAGCCGCUUUCCCGGGAAGCCACUCCCAGGACAGAGCCCACCAUCCUCUUUCAGAAGAUGGGCGUGGGGCGCCUGGAGAUGUAUGUGCUGCACCCGGUGAAGGGCAGCCGGGAGCUGGAGUUCCUGAUGCAGCAGUGGUGUGGGAACGGCCACCCCAAGGGGCUGGAGCUGCCCCUACAGUGCCUGACCUCCAUCUGCGCUCUCCUCAUCUGGCACCCGGUGAGCCCCACUGAAAAAAUCGUCCGGGUCUUGUUCCCAGGCUGCACUCCCCAGGCCAGGAUCUUAGAAGGGCUGGAGAAGGUCAAACAUUUGGAGUUCCUCAAGCACCCUGUGGUCACUCAGAAGGACAUGGACUCUCUCUCCAUCUCCCAAGCCAGGCACAAGAGGGCAGAGAGUCAGGAGAGCCUCAAGUCCAGCUCUCGGCUCAGCCUGACCGAAUCCAAGGAGAGGAAGGAGCCAAAGCUCCAGCCCAGGGCGCCCAGCGAGGCCUCCAAGGGCAGCUUUGAGGAGGAAAAGGCCAGGGGGGCCCAGCUGAAGAAGGAGCCCUCGGCGGAGAAGAGCAGGCAGGAUGCGAGGCCCAAGCAGCUGAAGGAGAAGUCGGGGGCCAAGAAAGAGGGGAAGAAGGUGCUGCCAAAGGAAGAGGCUCCUCAGGAGAAGGAGGUAGCCAGGAAAGAGGGGAGGCUGCCCAGGAGGGAGACAGCCAAGCGAGAGGAGACCAAGAAGGAGGGGAAGCUGGAGGACAAGGCAGCCAAGCUGCCCACAAGAGAGCUGCGGAGAAUGCCAAGCGCAGAGGUGAAAAGGCCGCCCACCAAAGUGGGCACUUUCAAAAAGACGAUUCCUGCUCCAAAAAAGGAGCUGGAGAGGCCAAAGAGCAAGUUGCUGAAGGAGACCCCUGGGAAGCCCUCGAGUGGCACCAAAGGUGGCCUCUCGGAGGGGUCUAAGCCCCCCUCCUCAUCCUCAGAGAAGGACAUGCAGGAGAAACUGCGUGGGGGCUCCCGCCAGGCAGGGAUGGCAGGGCAGGGGUCAGAUCAGCCCGUUGACCUGGCCGAGAGCCAGCUGAGGCCUUCCCUGCUACGCAGCGUGGACUGCCAAAGAAACGGCCUGGAGCCCGCCCAGAAUGGCUUGGGCCCAGAGAGCCCUCAGCCUUUCCGGCAUCUGGAAGCUGGCUCGCCUUUGAAAUGGAUUGGGCCCCCCUCCCCGCUGGUCAAGACUCCCAAGAGCGAUCAGAGCAUCAACCUGGAACUGUCCCCGACUGACCUUCAACCCCAGCUCAAUCACUGCCCGGACACGGAGGAUGCCGGCGGCAGCUCUGAAGAAAAGACCCUGGAGAUGAUGUCCCCCGCCAGCGCAGGGCGCACGCCUUCCCACCACUCCCCCAUGGAGGACGUGGCCAUGGAGGAGGAGCCCGUGGCCCUCGGCAAUCCCUGGAGGCCCGAUGGCACUGUCCCUGGUCCCCGAGCCUCGCACGACAACUCUAGCUCUUCCCAGGAGAAGCCCCCCAGCUGCCUCUCCCCGAGCCUCUUUCGGGACGACCUCCACGAUGUCUCCCCCACACUCACCACCACCCCCUCGCUGCCGGCUGAAGUGGGCUCCCCCCACUCCACCGAGGUAGACGAAUCGCUCUCGAUCUCCUUUGAGCAGCUCCUGCCGCCCGUGAGUGAAUUCCCCCAGGAGGAAGGAGAAGGCAUGCAGGUCGGGGGGCUCACCCCAGACCCCGAGCCUGCAUUAGGGAAGAGCGGGAUGUCCCUGCCCAUCCUCUCCUGUCACCCCCAGCGCCUGGAUGGUCAGGUCCUGCCCAGAUCCGGCCGGCGGUCGGAUUCCCCCCAUGACGUGGAUCUCUGCCUGGUGUCCCCUUGUGAGUUUGAGCACCCCAAGUCAGACAGGUCCCCCUCGGCCAACUUCAGCCCCCGGGACAUGUCCAACAGCAGUGACUUCUCCCAGGAACUGGCUAAGCCCCCAUUGCACAGGAAGGGGCCUCGAGCCCGCCGAUCCCACCCUCUGCUGGACGAGACCCCGCCAACGUCCUUCAGCGAAUCGCUCCCCACCCUCUCUGACUCGGAUGCCCCGCCUGCCAUGGAAGAGUGCCCUUCUCUUACAGCUGACGGUGGACUGGACUCGGACGAUGACCCGGAGAGCCUAGCCCAGGCCCGUGACCCGCUCCCAGCCGUCCUGAAAGACCCCUGCCCUCUCCCUGCCCAGCCGGGCAUCUGCAUGGUGGACCCCGAGAGAGAAGGGGCCGCCAAAGCCAAGCGAGCCUCAUCGCGGGGGGCUUCGGCCCCUCCCAAAGCAGAUGCCCUCAAAGCCGCUGCUCCCAAUGCCCGGCCAAAGCCUUCCUCGGCCAGCGUGGGGGAGAGAGCCCGGCUGCCGGUCCCUGGCAGAAGCGACCCCCCAAACUCUCGUGCUAGCGGGGACAACCGGCUGGCCUUCGUCCAACGGAGCGCAAAUGCCCGGCCUCUCCCGGGGGGAGGAAGAGCCACCCCAGCAGGGGCCCGUCCCAGCCUGCCACGCUGCCCAGUGUACCUGGAGCUGGCCUACCUGCCGGGCUCGGCCAGCGCCCAGAAGGUGGACGAGGACUUCUUCCGCUGCGUCCGCUCCCAGUGCUACGUCAUCAGCGGGGAGGACCACCUGAAGGAGAGCGUCCUGCGGGGCAUCCUGGAUGCCCUGCUCUUGGGGAAGCAGCAGUGGGCCCACGACACCCAGGUGACCCUCAUCCCGACCUUCGACUCGCUGGUCAUGCACGAGUGGUACACGGAGACGCUGGAGCGGCAGCAGGAGCUGGGCGUGACUGUCCUGGGCAGUAACAGCACCGUGGCCAUGCAGGACGAGACCUUCCCUGCCUGCAAAGUGGAGUUCUGAGCAGGACUGGAACUGAGGCCGGGGGGUGGGUGGGGUGGGGAGCCCUGGGGAGGCUCCUGCUCCCCCCCACCUUGAUGAGCCGGCUGAUGCAGGAAGAGUCACUUCCUUCCAAAGCUGUGCUUCAUGCCAAAAGAGCCCUCUGCCUUCUGGGGGGGACGGGGGCCCCAGUGGAGAAUUGCAUCCCCCCCUCCCCAUUUGUCUGGUUUGUUUGCAUGUUCACCACCACAGCUUCUCUCCAGCCCAGGGAGGUGGAGGGGGCCCAGGAGAGGCCCGGCUGUGGCUCCCACCCGUGGCAUGGUUGGGGGGCUGCUUCUCCUCUUUCCCCACCCACCCCUCUGAUGUGGGUCUAGGUGUCUCCCCGCCUGGAGCAGCCCACCCUUUGUCUCUGGGAAGAGUCCCGUUGUUCAUGCAGCUGGACAGCACAGGGUCCAGUGAGAGCAUCUUGUACUGGCCCCUCCUGCCCCCCCUCCCCCCGGUUCCCAUUGGCUCUGCCUCCCUAUUCGCAGAGAGCUGUGGAGUGGCAGGUGAUCCUUUCGGGCCUCCCCAGGGGAGAAGAGAAUGCGAUUUGGGGGGGGGGGCUCCAGCCCUCCUGAAGUUUGCAGAGGAGUGGCUUUGCAUCUGGCUCUUUCCUGGGGAGGCUGGGGGCAGGGUGUCAAACAUUCCCAGCUGAUCCCCCCCCCCUUCAGCCGCCCACUUCAGACUUCUACCUCUUUUAUGUUCAAAACCUUGGAGGGUUGGGCAGUUUUUCUGGAGACUUCAGCCACAAAGGCCCAAAUCCAGGCCAUGGCGCCUCCUCCGGGGCCUUUCUGCAGCUCUGGAAAGACCACCCCCCCUCCUUUUAACGUUUGAAGGAAACUUGGGGAAAAUAAACCCCUUGCAAUGUGACACUAAAUCUUUCAUUUUUCUAAGGAAGGAAAUGUGGUUUUUUUAUGCGUUUUAUAUUUUUUUUCUAAAAAACCCCACCCAAACUGUUAGCAUAUGGAAGGUUUAUAAUUUAUAGGCUGGCCUCCUGUGUGGGAGGUUGGGUGGGCCUGCCCUUUGCUUGUCUCCCCCCCACCCCAUAUUCCCUUCUGCGUCUGGGGUCAGCCCUGUCUUUUGUAUCAGCAUGAUGUGUGUCUAGAAGUAUUUUGGGGAGGGGGAAUGUUUCCACCACCUUUGUAUGAAAGCCUGGCAGAUGAGGGCGGGGGAAGGAGGGCUGGCUGGCUGGCCACCUGGGGGUCCCCCUCUCCCUGGCCUCAGCUGACCUCUCCCAGCUGUAGGGAAAAAAGGAUGUGGUUGUUGUAGCCAUUACAGUUAACCCCGUGAUACACAAAUGUUAUGUGUGUACACACACAAAUGCACACCUGUGUUGAAUUCUAUUAAACCAUUAAAAGAAGUACAUAGCUCAA
Molecule: messenger RNA, 5462 nt
Organism: Ahaetulla prasina
Lineage: Eukaryota; Metazoa; Chordata; Lepidosauria; Squamata; Colubridae
Gene: MAP1S
Product: microtubule associated protein 1S
Exons: 7
Coding region: 25-4074 (1349 amino acids)
Biological process (GO): regulation of microtubule depolymerization; microtubule cytoskeleton organization; dendrite development
Cellular component (GO): microtubule associated complex; cytosol; synapse
Molecular function (GO): microtubule binding; actin binding
Source: RefSeq, a predicted model, not a curated record